This is a messenger RNA of Paramuricea clavata, 25595 nucleotides long. NCBI's taxonomy places the organism in Eukaryota, Metazoa, Cnidaria, Anthozoa, Malacalcyonacea, Plexauridae. The record is from the annotation of a GenBank genome assembly.
AUGGCUGUGAACUUGCCAUUUCCAAUAUUCAAAAGUACAGGAGACGACAAGCGCGACAUGGAGAUCUUUGAAGAAGAUUUAAAAGAUUACUGUACGCUAAAUAAUUGGUAUGACCCGUCAAAGUCAACCGAAGAAGAGAGAUGGAUCAAAACUGACAAAGCAAUAGCUUGCCUUCGAGCGUGUCUUACACCAUCAGCAAGAACUGUAUACAAAUACAGCUUAGGUCUUAGCGAAGCAGAGCAAAAGAAGCCUCAUUCAGUACUUCAAGAAUUGCGAGAAUAUUACGGCGCAAGCAUUGGAGUCUCGGGGGAACGGCAAAAGUUUCUUCGCUUACUGCAACAAGACGCUGAAUUGAUAAGUUCAUGGGAGUCCCAUAUACGAAAUCAGAGUGCUCAGUGCGAAUACGAGAGUUUUGAAGACGAACUCAUGCGAGACCAGUUCAUAUCAGGCUUAGCAUCAGAACAACUCCGUGUUAAGCUCAUCGGCAAAGGUCACAGACAUAAGGACGGUGAACGAGCAAAGGUUACCCUGCGAGAAGUUGUCGAAGUUGCUAAAACAUUUGAAGCAACGACAGUGACAAAUCAACUCAUGAAAACGGCCAGAGAAACACAAGUGUAUGAACAAGUCAAUUAUAACAAUAAUACGAAACAAAAGCAAUCAAACCGUGACCCGUGUUUUUGGUGUAGUGGCCAACAUAAGCAACCCCGUCAGAGAUUCUGUCCAGCGUAUUCGAAAAGAUGCAACAAAUGUGGCACACUCGGACAUUUUGCCAGAGCUUGUAGAAACGCUGGAAGCGUCGAGAGUCAAAAACCAUACAUGCAACUGCAACAACAACAAUAUGCAAAUCAAGUUGAAGUCGAAGAUAAUUAUGUAAAUGAGAAUUGUUCAUGACAGAUCACGAUAUGAACAAACAAGAUAAUGCAAAUGGACGAAAAUUCUUCGCACAUCUAACCGUUGUCGAAACCAAUCGAUCAAAGGUUGUCAAAGCACAAAUCGAUUCAGCGUCAACGUGUAAUACUAUCCCUGUGAACAUUCUACAUCAACGUUUCCCGAACAUUAAAAUUGAGAAAACCAAAGCUGCGAUCCAGACGUAUGGAGAUCAACGGAUAAAACCAAAGGGCAAAGUGACUUUCUGCUGCGAAAGGAAAGGAAAAUUGCAUCUACUUGAUUUCCUGGUAGUCGACGUACCUCGUGGAAAGCCGCCAUUGUUGAGUGGUCGAGACGUAGAGAUCCUGGGAUAUUUGGAUAUUCAUGCAGAUGAGAUUCAUUCCGUGAAUGAAGUAAAAACGGACAAGAAUUCAAAUGUGCAUAAUCAGAAAAUCCAGAAUGAACAGCUCAAUCAUCAGAAUUCAGAGUGCAAUGUCCAAAGUCCAGCAAGCAACAUCCAGGGUCAAGAAAGUGUGCGUCAAAGAGCCCAACCCCUUCACAAGUCCAGCAAAAUUCCACAAUUGGGGGAGUUAACAAAAGAAUUUGUUCUAGAGCAUUAUGAUAAAGUAUUCCAACCAGGAAGAGGAAAUCCGUUGGGUGCACCCAUGCAUAUCGAGAUGGAUCCCGACAUUCGACCAGUACAUGCUCCUCGACGACGUAUUCCCGUUGCAAAGGUACAGAGAGUUAAUGAAGCAUUGAAGAAGCUCUGCGAAGAACGUGUUAUAGUUCCAGUCACACAACCAACGAACUGGUUAUCGAACAUGUUGAUAAAAGAAAAGCCUAACGGAAAACUCCAAAUAUGCAUUGAUUCAAGUCAGACAAUAAAUAAAGCAAUAAAGCGUCCAAUCUACACUAUUCCAACAAUCGAAGAAAAGCUUCCAUUUCUUACGAAAGCGAAAGUGUUUACAAUUGUUGACGUGUCGGAGGCGUUCCACAACGUAGUUUUAGAUGAACUCUCCUCUUUACUUACAACAUUCCAAGGCCCAAAUGGACGCUAUAGAUAUCUGCGCAUGCCAUUUGGAAUCUCAUCUGGUCCGGAAGAAUACCAACGAAGACGGCGAGAAUUUCUGGAGGGUGUCAUAAACAUCGCUGAUGACAUUUGCAUUUUUGGAUGUGGAGAUACAGACGAACAAGCAAGUAAAGAUCACGAUAAGAACUUAAUUGCAUUACUGGACCGAUGUAGCGAACGUGACCUGCGAUUAUCAGCCAAGAAAAUUCAAUUCAAAGCAACUUCGGUCUCUUUCAUGGGACACAUCCUCACCGACAAAGGCGUUGCCCCUGACCCAUCCAAAGUGAUCGCUAUACAAGAGAUGCCAAAGCCUGUCGACAGAAAUGGAGUUCAACGUUUCUUGGCAAUGUGUCAAUACCUGUCGAAGUUUUGCCCAAAACUGAGUAAGAUUGUCUUACCAUUGCGAGAUCUAACUAGAAUAAACGUAGAAUUCAUAUGGACAGAUGUUCACGAAAGCGCUUUCAACUCAGCGAAAGAUCUCAUUGCAUCCAGCACUACUCUGCAGUACUACGAUGUCACGCUACCUGUAACCUUGCAAGUAGAUGCUUCAGAUGAAGCAAUUGGUGGGGUUUUACUUCAGAACGGGAAGCCAGUGUGUUUUACGUCGCAUACUCUUGAUUCAACUGAAAGAAACUACGCGCAGAUUGAGAAGGAGUGUCUGGCCAUCGUUACUUGUAUGAGCAAAUGGCACCAAUACCUCUACAGGAAGAAAAAUAUCCUCGUUCACACAGAUCAUCAGCCACUGGAAACAAUCUUCCGAAAACCGUUAAGUAAAGCACCUAGACGACUUCAGCGCAUGAUGCUCAAGUUACAACAGUACUAUUUCUCGGUCCAGUACAAGAAAGGGAAGGAGAUGUAUAUAGCAGAUACUUUGUCUCGAGCAGCUUUAACCAAUCCCACAGCAAUGGGGACAAGUGAAGAAGAAGUGUUUCGCAUGGAAUUAUCAUCGAUGGACCUUAAACCACCUAACUUGUCUAAUGUCACCUUGGGGCGACUAAAAGAAGAAGUGUCAAGCGACGCAACAUUGAAAUCACUUUAUGAAACAGUACUAAUAGGAUGGCCGUUAGAGCAUCGCUACCUGCAGACCUUUCGGCCAUAUUGGUCUUUCAGAGACGAGAUUUCUAUUGACAAUGGUUUACUAUUGAAGUCUCAUCAAGUAAUCAUCCCGCCAUCAAUGAGACAAGAGAUGUUAAACAAGAUUCACAAAGCUCAUCAAGGUGCAGACAGCAGUAUAAGGAGAGCCGGACAAACACUAUUCUGGCCAGGUAUGUCAGCGGCAAUACGCCGAACCUGCUUGUCAUGUGGUCUGCAUGCACAGUAUAAAUCAGAACGACCAACCGAACUGAUGAAAUCUCAGGAGAUUCCCACACUUCCAUGGGAACGAAUAAGUGUUGAUCUAUUUCAAUUGGAUGGUAAAACGUACUUGGUAACUGUUGAUCAUUACAGUGAUUUCAUAGAAAUUGAUUGGCUAAAGAAUACGUCAGCAACGGCAGUCAUCAAUGCUAUGAAAAAGAACUUUGCCAGAGCAGGAAUUCCUCGUGCAUGCGUCAGUGACAAUGGUCCACAGUUCAGUAGUCAUGAGUACAGCCAAUUUGCCAAUGAAUAUGGAUUCAAACCAGUUAAGUCGUCGCCUUAUCAUAGCAAAGGCAACGGAAAGGCAGAAUCUGCGGUAAAGGUGGCGAAAAAUAUUCUAAAGAAAGCGCGGCAUGAAGAUCCCUACUUGGCAUUGCUGGCAUACAGGAACACUCCACAACAGGGCCACAUGUUUUCACCUGCUCAGAGGCUUAUGAAUCGGAAACUACGAGAUAUCACUGUGUCAGUACCUCAUCCUGUUUCCAGCACUGAAGUUGUGAAUGAUAUAAUGUCGCAUAGAGUCCGGUCCAAACAACAGUAUGAUAAAAGAGCAUCACCCAAACCUUUGAAAUCAUUCUCGCGAAAUGACCAAGUCUUCGUGAAACCAAAUCCGAAAAAUAAACACAAGCCAUGGAUAUAUGGAGAAGUCGUAAAAAAUCGUGGCCAUCGGUCGUGUGUCGUGAAUACGGCUGUUGGACUAAUUCAACAAAACCAUAAACAACUCCGAAAAGCUGAUGUCACACCGCAGGCUUUCAACAAAACGAACCAUGAAGAAUUGGAAAUAGUAUCCCUCCCAGACGAAACCUUACCAUCAUCAAUAGCAUUACCUACGGAAACAACCGAGGAACAAGUAACGGCGCUACCAUCUCCAGUAGUGGAAACACAGCCAGCACCUCUACGUCGUUCGACAAGAAUUCAUAAAUCGCCAGUAAGACUUAAAGAUUAUAUACGGUAACAUUUAAUCCUUAAGAAACAUUUAUCUCAACUUAGUACUUUUCUUUAUAAGAACAUUUAUUUGAACUUCAUAUUAUUGUUUUAAAAAAAAUGUGUAAAAAAAAAAGACUUUUAUAAGGGGAAAGGUGUUGAUAGGUUAUAUUAACAUUUAUGCUAAUCAUGCAUGUAAACAGUAUAAAUACAGUAGGUUCUUAUUAUGUAUGUUACUUAGGUUCUAGAGAAUAAUAAAGCAAUAUUAACAAUUUGAUAUUAUGCGGAUUCAAAGGAAUUUGAAGUAAAUUUUUGUUAUUUUCUGCUACAUUUUAUUGAAAAUGUAUUCGCAUAAAACAUUUAUUUUAACUGUAUGAAUGUUACCAAGAUUUGUGGCCCAUUUUUAUGCUAUAUUUUUAUACUUUGUGCAAACUAUAUUGGUUUAUCCCAAAAAGUAAUAAAACUCUUAUUUUUUUGUUUUUCGAGUGCAAUUGUGUGAAGUACUGAAAAAUUUAUCUUUUAAUUCCUUAAAUGUGCGGACUACUGAAAAAAGAUUUCAUUCUGUAUUGAAAUAACUGAAUUUUAACAGAAAAAAAAUUUCUGUCUGCAAACUACAUGAACAUUUGUAAAAAUCCUAACUGAUAGGGUUGUCAGAAUUUCUGACACCCCUAAUGCUGGCUGGAGAAAAUAUCUAAAAAUAUGCCAACCGAUCACCCGAUUAGCGUGUUUGAUGCGGGCUGACAGCCGGAAAUUUUGUCUCCGAUUGCUCGGCUGCCAGCUGGGCUGUACUAUAGUAUACUGUUCGUUAAAAAAAUGUGUGCAUGUCGGAGACUGGUUCUAGAAUGUUUUCAUGAGGAGAAAACCACCAAAAUUACAGUAAAUUUUCCCAAAAUCAUUGAACUGCAUCUAAGUUCAUCUUCCCAAUGCAUACAGCUAGCUAUGCGAUGUUUUAGAUGUAGCCGAUGGGAUUUCAGUGAUACUUGGAUUUGCAUCAUUUAUUUCUAGAUUAUCCAGUUGUACUCUGUUACAGGAUGACCUUUCGGUUGAGAUGUUGGUUGUAUUUAUCAUAGGACCAUGAUCGUUUCUGGCGAUUGGGCUUGCAUUAUUUCUAUUCAUAUUAAGUGGCGUUUUGACUGCUGAUGGACUAUUAAUUGGACUUGGAUUGUUUGUGUUUAAAUUAUGCAGUUUCACACUGCUAGUGGAUGUCGUUACGCUUGGAGUAUUAAUUGAAUUGUUUGCCGGCCCACAAUCAUUGUUCUCCUGGUUAUUACCUGUUAAUCUAAAUACUAGAUUUUCAAGGGACACAAGUUUCGAUUUAAAAACUGAAUUUUCCUUGCUAAGUUUAUGAAUCAUUUCCUCUUGAUGCUGUAUAAUGGCUUCCAUAUUUGCUUGUUUGGCUUUAAGUAAGUUAGUGUUCGACGCAUUUUGGGAAAUUGCUUCAGGUAAUAAUUUGCCUUCCAAGAUUGCUAUGUCUAAUUUAAUACCUUCAGUUGUUAUGCUCCUGUUUAUACAUUCACAAUCAUAGUUGCAUACCUUAGCUAAGGCAUCCCUUGCUUCGCUUUUAUUUAUUGAUGGACAUAACUCUGGUGAUUCACCGUUACCAGACGUAUUCAGGGUCUCAGUAAAAACAUUGUUUAUUACAGCGCCUAUUCCAGCUCGAAUACGUAAUGUAGCACCUAUCAAUAUAUACAAACUCGAGGUUUCAAGUUUCUGUAUUUUUCGUGAUAUUAUCUAGACGUUUCGUCGGAAGAAAAUAGUAGGAAGUGGAUUAAUAAGGCUUAUCUUAAUCUUUCAGCGGGUAUUGGUUGUUGCAAUGUUGUGCCCUUCACAAACAUUCUUGUUAUUUUUUAUUAUUACCCACGUGCUUGCCUUGGCGAUGCCAAAUCAACAAUUGCACAUACGCUAAGUCAACGUUCGAGGCCUGCUAUUCGAGGAAUAUACGCGAACUGCAAGCGGCACUUCUAAGGAACGCCGCUCUGUUGCCAAUUGGUCAACUAUCAAUCCUAACAUGUUUGCUAUCUGAUACUUUCGGGACGAGCUUUCAAAAUUCAAAUACCAAUUAAAUGAAUUAAUACGUCUAAAAAAUCCUUGCAUAUAGUACAGUGAACUUGCAGUUGUUGCCUUUAUGUAUUGCCGAAUUUUAUGAAAGCAUGUAGAAAAUUAGAAGAUAAUAUAAGGUUUGUAACACGUUAGCAUAUCGUUCUCUAGUAUAUUCUGAUAUUCAUAUGCAUGUCAUUUAUUUGCGGCGCAAAUGUGUGCACAAAUUGUAUACUUGCAGUCUUGUAUAGUUGUGUGUUCUAGAGCUCUUGUAACCUAAAACAUUUUCAAACUGCCCCACUCAAAAUAAAUCUAAUAGUAAAAUUUAUAUGACACUGAAACAGUCUUUGGGUAAAUAACAUGCAAACCGCGGCCGCAGGAGAGUGUAGAUCGCGUCUUUACAAUAAUACAACACAAAAUUUGUGUGCAUAUUUGAUGACAUCAUUUUCAUAUGUGCGUCAUAUGUAUUUUAUUUUAUUUUAUUUUAUUUUAUUUGGCUUUGCCAACUAGGGCAGGGUCACCACAACAGCAUAUGCCAAUUACUAUGGGCCCUUUUUACCUAACCCACCCUGUCAACUUUCCCUGUGGGAGGAAACCGGAGUACCCGGGGAAAACCCACAGCUUUCGGCAGAGCGUUGACUUUUACUCUUUUCACAUGGGGACUGGGUUCAGGUCGCACUGAGAAGGUACUUAGUGAGACUCGAACCUGCAGCCUCAGAGGUGAAAGGCAAGUGCGCUAACCACUUGGCCACCGAAGCCCCUAAAUACGCAACACUAUGGCACUAGAAACAGUUCAAAAUAGCGGUCGAAAAAUAGUGUAGUAUAAUUUAAUGUAGUGCUAGAAAAGUCCGAUAGCGUGCUUAGAAUAGACGAGUACAUAGUUUACGUAAGUAGAACUGCUCCUAUACUUGCCACUCCUAAGGCACAAGCAUAUAUAAUUAUGGACAUAAUUUCUAUUUUACAUAUAAAAGAAAACUAUACUGUAGUCCAAAGUGUCAUUGCCAUUGGUGGAACUUUCCAUUUUAAUUAUAUUACUGUUACUUCAUCGUGCCUAAAAUAUAUGAAAUGAACACCUGUAUCGGGAUUUGUUGCUUUCUCAUCCUUUCGGAUCCCGGCCAUUCUCAGAGAAAAAGGAAAUUGUUGAAAGGGGACGCCCAACUCCCGAGAUCCAAGAAUUGCACACAACAUCGAAACAUGGUGGUAAAGUUUUUGUUCGAACUUUUCAGACAUCAACUUAUGAAAAGUGCAAGUGGCUUGCUGGUUCUACUAAAUUGAAUAAACUAUUUUGCUAGCCAUGUCUUUUAUUCAAUCCCACAGACAAUACUGUAUGGAAUAAGAAAGGAUACAGCGAUUUGUGGAAUUUAUCUAAUGCUAUCAGUAUACACGAGAAAACCAAAAGCCAUUUGUCAAGUUGUUUGAUGAAUGCUGUUUUUGGUCGAACCCGCAUCGAUUUGCAACUAAACAAGCAAACACAUCAGCAUAUAUCAGCGCAUAAUCUGGCAGUGCAUAAGAAUAGAGAGAUACUUCGCUGUUUUAUCGAUGUGGUUUGUUAUCUUGGUAAACAGGAACUUUCCUUUAGAGGACAGGUGGAGCUCGAGAGUCAGCUAACCGUGGCAAUUAUACGUGGAAUUGGUAAAGCUGAUCAGUAUAUAUGACUCCUUGCUGGAACAACAUCUUCAGACGGCUACUGUGUUUUCUGGAAUGUCGAAUCAUAUUCAGAACGAUUUGAUAAUUUCUGUUAGGAAUGUUAUAAUGAAAGCAAUUAUGAACGAAGUGAUAAGCAGCCCAUUCGUUGCGAUUUUUAUGGACGAAACCUCCGACAUUAAAACUUUGUCUCAGUUAACCACUAUUAUUCGCUAUGUCGACGCUGAUGGCAAGCCUGUGGAGCGUUUUCUCGGAACAGAACAGCAGCGAGGUUGAAACAAGAGGUUGACAGUACUUUAGAGGAGUACGAAUGUGGUGAGAAAUUAAUUGCGCAAACGUAUGAUGGAGCGAGCGUUAUGUCGGGGCAACUGACCGGUUUGCAAGCUCGUGUUAGAGAGGACUAUCCACAUGCCUUGUUUAUCCACUGUUGUGGAUAUGCUUUGAAUUUAGUGUUGGUCCAAGCUGUGUCCUCAACCAAAGAGUGCAGAGUAUUUUUCAAAACUAUGAAUAGCCUUUCAUCCUUUUUCCACGCCUCAUCCAAGAGAACGCAUCUGUUAGACACGAUUGUUGGUAGACGUAUUCCCACUGGUACCGAUGGCAUUAUCACGCCAGACUAAUCCAUGCGAUACUGGAGACGUGGGAGAAGCUAGUGGAAGUUUUCGAAUACAUCCUGGAACACAAUGAGGAAUUCGAAGACUCAGUACUAAACGAAGCUCGUGGCUACCGAAAUAUUCUUACAGAUUUCCAAUUUGUGUUCCGCCUAAACAUAUUUUCAGCUGUGUUUGGGCUCACAACUGUUCUCUACGACAUUGUCCAGAGCAAGCAGUUUGAUAUCGCCUAUUGUGUUACGAAAGUUCAGGAAACAAAAGCCAGAAUUCAAGAAUUACGGAAUAACUUUGAAUCGUCCUGGAAUUCUACAUUGUACUGAUGAAACGAGGGCAAACUGAACAAGAAGUUAACACGUCAUUCCGUCAAAUAUUUUUCCCUGUUGUUGAUACUACGGUCAUGCAGAUUGAUAUUAGGUUCGAAAGUCUUAACAGCAAAAUUUUCUGGGGGGCAUGCAUUGCCUACCCAAUCUGUUCACUGCACGCCACUGGGGUGAUGAUCGAUUCGAAAAUUUUUGUAGCUGUUUUCGGCGAGAGUUUGUGAAAGUCUAGAGUUUUACGAAUUUUAUAAAGAGCAUGCAAAGCUUUUUUGCUUAACUGCUGUUGUGCGAGUUUAAAUUUGUCAUUUGGCAUGAGUUUUAAGCCAAGAUAGGUAUAUUCUUUAACUAUAUCUAUCUUCUUAUUUCCAAUGUGGAAGUGAAGGUUUGGUAAUUUUGAGUUGUGUUUUUGAAAAAUCAUAACUUCUGUUUUCUUGAUGUUGACUUCCAUAAGCCAUUUAUUACACCAUUUGUGUAACUGAUUCAAACAAUUUUGUAGACCAUGUGUUGAUCGUGAAAGUAUAAUUAGAUCAUCUGCAUAUAAGAGACUGUUGAUAGCAGUUCUGUUUGGUAAUACAAAAGGGUCUGAUUGAGCUUGUUCAAAUAGUUUGUUUAACUGAUCGUCGUGAUGUGAGGAGCUUAUUUCGAAGCUCCUGUUCUGAUCAGUAUAUGUAUGUAUGUUUGUUUCUUCGAAUAAAAUAUCUUUUAUAGCGACCUUGUUUGUACUUGUGUUUGUAUAUCAACGUGUUAACAUGGUAGAAAUAGCUCAAAUCGAGGAAGUAUUGAAGAAAGAAUUGGCACCUGUUCACACUAAGCUUGCUGCGGUAGAAGGAAACCUUAAACAAAUGACCACGUCCUUAGAAUUCUUAUCGACAAAAUACGAUCAACUGCUAGGACAUUCCAAGACCACUAACGAGAAAAUAACAGGGCUUACAAAAACAACUAGAACCAUUCAAGCAGACAUUAAAAUCAACAGAGAUAUGACUCUCGAAGCAAAAGGGGAAUCCGACGAGCUAGCACAGUACCUGCGAAGAGACUGUCUUGAAAUUUCAGGAGUGAAACCAAAUGCAGAAUACAGUAGCGAAGCCAUCGUAGAGAGUAUUGGCAAAGUAUUGAAAGUUAACAUCGAAGAAAAAGACAUUUCAACCGCCCACCCAUUACCUACGUUCAAUAAUUGUGAAGUUCACUUGCAGAAAUGUACGCAACAAAUUCUACGCUGAAAGAAAAACUCUUGCUGGCAAGAACCUCAAAGAUAAUCCACAUGUCAGAAAAUUUCUAGUUGGAGAUAGUAUAUAUAUUUCAGAAUCGCUUACCCCUCGAAGAAAGAAGCUAUAUGGCGAUAUUAAUAAGUUUCGAAAAAAGCUUAAAUGGAAGUUUAUCUGGUCUCAUAACGGACGAAUUUACAUAAAGAAGAACGAAGCUACAACCGAACGCUAUGCUUUUGACACUGCUGAUGACCUUGCUAAAUUUCAACAACAUUUUCAGGCACUCGGCUAAACUGGCAUUAUGUACGAUCUUGUAAUAAGGGUAUAUUUAGCCUAUUGGUAUUACUUUUCUCCUUCCAACAUGCAUAUCUUUUGCAAAACUUUACUAAGUGUAUUUUAUUUGGGUGUGUUUGUCAAGACCUUUGAAAUUAAUAUUAUCAUUUUCUUUUGUGGUAAUGCUUUAAUGAAAUCUUAUAUAUGCAGUGCAAUUACCUGUAAAAUUUAAUAGUGCUACUAUUAUGUUAAGUGAGUUACCCUACUAUAAUCUUACGGAUGAGCAAUUUACAAAAGAAAUAGGAGCCUGGGUGUAUAAUUCAAUUGAUAACUUGUAUGCGAGAUCUAAAGAUCUGUUUAAAGAUAUUGUUGAAAGCCCUGACAAAGCAAAUGACUGUAAUGAAAACUUAAUCUACGACUCUAUUGAAUCUAAAUAUCAUACUACAAAACAAUUUGGGAAUAGGUUUUCAAAUGUUAAGCAUAAAGGCAGAGGAGGUUCGACAAGCAGGCCGCAAAGCAUCAUGGGUUUGAGUGCCUAAUUCCAGGCGUGGCUUCAAUGACUCUUUGACUGUCGUGGAGUGAACAUCUCUCUGAGUAAACAAAUAUGGAAGCAUUCGAAAUACAAGAUUGUCAGGCUGCAAAACUUCGUGAAAAUAGCAUGUUAUUGCUGUAUUGUUGCGAUCCUCAUUAUGGCUUGUGUUUUACUAUACCAAGUUUACCUUAUAUUAAAUUACAUGGGAUGUGCUGUCAUUUUAGCUUUAUAAAUAAUCCGUCUGUCAAAGCGAAGGAAUUGUGUUUAUAUAAUUCCCAAUAGUGAGGCCCUUCUUUCUAAGUUGGAUGGCGUUAAAUAUCUGUGUAUCAUCAACGUGAAAACAAGCGCAGUAUUUAAGGUUAGUAUAUUACAAUGCAUUUAAUACAGUUGACUUGUUAUUUGGUCAAAUUUCCGCUUUGCUGUUUUCAAUAUUGUACUGUAAUUUUAUAAAUACACUGUACAAAUUAUGGCGUAAUAUUUCUAAUAAUUUAACCCUUUAGUUUGACCCUACUCCUGAUGAGUUUGCUAACGAAAACACCCAGCAUAUGCUUUUGAUUUUGGAUUUCGAUGUGGAUCAUAUAUUGACAGCGAAUAGAAUUGAUGAUGAACAUUCAGAUGAUGAACACUGGUUCUCAGAUGGACUUGAAGGUAUAUUGUUAUUCAGUUAUUUGUAUGGUUUUAUAAAUUUUUGCUGAGUGUGAUGGCUGUUUGUAUCUAGUUGUGGGUCGUUGUUUAAAUGUGCAAACUGUAAUUUAAUAUUUUUUUAAAAUUUUCAUCUAAAUAUUGCUGUUUGUAUAUUUUUGCUAAUUUUAGAGAUGACAAAUAUGUAUCAAAUAAUAAUUUCCUUGUUAUGAUUUUGUAGAAAGAGAUUUACUUGAGUGGUUGGCUGGUCUUGAACCUGUUCAAGAUGUAUAUGAUAAUGAAAGAGGUGAUCAAGGUGAUAGGGCAGAAUUAGUGAUGACAAGUUAAGUGAUGAAGACGAAAGUGAUGUGGAGGAAGAAAUCGCCCACUCUGUACCAUUCAAGUGCAUCGGUGCUGCUCAUGAGAAAAACUACUGACAUCAUUUGGAAAAUUGAGGCAUAAUACCUCGCUCUUCAUGAACAAGAUAAAACAGUGAAUUCAAUGUAAGAAUACGGCCAGCACCAUUCAGAUUGAAUCCAAGGGACCCAAGUGCAAUGGUCAAUUCCAGCUUUUAGGUUAUGAAUGCAGGGGGUGAUGGGAAGUAAGGUAUCAUAUUGCUGAUAAUGCUGAAAAAAUAGAAAUGGUGGCCUUGUAAACGUGGAGAGAUAGCUAUUGUAAAUAUUGAAAUAUUUUGGUUGUUUGGGUAGAUUAUUAAAAAUUUUCAGCAUAAUCAGCAAUAUGAUACCUUACUUCCCGUCACCCCCUGCAUGCAUAAAUUAAAAGCUGGAAUUGCCUAUUGAUCUAUAUAGACUAUGGAACUGUAUGGACACAUGUUGGUUAUAUUGCUUCUGAGCUAUGCAAGUAUUUGCACCCACUAAUUGCUGCAGGAGAUGUCAUGGAUGUCUAUGUCAGUGUAUCAAGUAUAGGGUUGACUUUUUAAAUUAAAAAUAGGAUUUUAUCAAAAAAUUUUCUUAAAGACACCUGAGGCCGGUUGUUCAAAGGUGGGUUAGCCCUAACCCUGGGUUAAAAUUUAACCUGCUGUUUUAGUUUGUGUACUUCUGCACAUAGAUCUGUGUAUUUCAAAACUUCAGAGAAGUAAACUCCUAUCAAUCCAGAUAAGAUCUCUGAAGAAAUAUUUCCAAAUUUAUAGAAAAGCUGUCAGGAAGUUUGCUUCAAAUUUUAGGUUAACCAUGGGUUAAACUAACCCAGCUUUGAACAACCGGCCCCUGGUGAGUGGGGACUCGAGUGGUAGGAAAAAGCAUGAGUGUAUGUUGACAGAUUGUUUAGCAAGUUAUUAGUGCAUUUAUUUCAAUUGGCUAACUUUUUUAGUUUUUCCAGCAUUUUUUAAACAAACCAUAGGUUAUGAAUGAUAACUGGGUAUAUCUAAUUAAACCAAUUUGUCAUGUACACUCAUGCAAAUAAGACUAAGUACAUAAAUAACUGUAAAAAAUGUACUUUAGUAAAUAAAUGAAUAUUUAUUCAUACACUUGACCUACUAAAUAAUAAAACAAGAAGAUGUCUAUGUAUAUAAUGUUUAUUAAAUUGAUCAGAGAUCCCACUUUAGCUCAGAAACCACUGCCAGCAGGGAAAGACCCCACAAUAACAUGCCACUUAAUUUGCUAUAUGAUACAUAAAAACUUAUUUUAUUGCUUUAAAACAAGUGAAGCUCUCUGCUGGCUUGAAAUGGGCUGUUAUGACACUGAUUUGUCCAUGCUGAGGAUUCCGCAGCUCGAUUUGCAACAAAAAACCAGUAUCAGGCGAUCAGCUCGUCUUGAAAUACGUACACGAUCCAGUCGCGUCGGCCAAAGACAACAAAACUUUGAAAAUCGCACAGAUAUAAAUUCUAAAAAAAUAUUAAAACAACUCCUAAGUCUUCUAAAUAAUAUUUUAACACUUUAACAAAAAUUCAUUGAAAAUAUCAUCUUUGAUGGCGCAUUUUCUUUCCAAGGUAUUAGACGCCAUUUUAGCGAACGUCGAGUUGACAAUAGUCACUUCAACGGUCAAUAUCUCGAAAACUGCCGGGGGACACUGGAAUCAUUCCAGCAAAUUUAAAGCUUAUACUUUUGUCUUGAUGACUACCAAAAAUGAAGAAAAUCGAACCAUGGGAAUUCUAGAUAUUUCAUUUUAAACAUUGUAAACAUAUUUAGACUUGAGUCAACACGUCGCGGGGAUCGACUAACUUCAAACAUCAAAAUAACAUUGAAAAUAACAUUUACCUAAGCGAUUUUUGCAGAUAUCACCAGAUCUUUAGCAGUAGUACUACUACACUUGAAAUUUUGCAAGAAAAUUUUAAUAUUAAUAUUUUUUUCCGAUUUAUUUUCCGUCGAAUGCAAAUUUUUCUGUCCAAAUUCUGCAGAUAACACGAUGGAAAAUAGAGCGAUCUCAUUGGUCGAGAGCUCACGUGAUAACUCGCUAUAUUCGACUAUUUCUCCAAUAUUUUCCAAUAAAGAGUUUGUCAUGACACGCUCAAGUCAGUAUAACCAGACUGUAUUUUACUUAUAUCAGUUAUCACAGUCACAGGCAAUUUUAUGCUGUCAAAUACCGUCGGUUGCAAGUAAGGGUGAACAGUUGCAGAUAAAACAUUCUCUAUUCUCAUUAAAAGGCCUGUAAAGGUUUGCAAUAGGUCUCUAGCCCAACACGUUCAGACUACACAAAGUCUUGUUACUUAUUAUUGUACACAUGGGAAACAACAAUUAAGUGUUGUUGUUCUUGACAAUUGAAGAUUCUAAUCACGCGAAUGUUUUUAUGAGCGACUGUUCAUCGUUAGUUGCAAGCGACGGUACAACAUACUAUGAACAUUUUUCCGACUGUGACCGAAUGUGCAACGAUAUAUUUUUCAAAGUUGUUAUCAAUUCCUAAAAUUUGUUUUUAGUAAAACGGCCUGCUCAGCACUCACUACUCACGAUGAUUUCAUUUAGAAAUGCAGUUACCAGGAAAGGAACUGAUUCUAAAAUAUGUAAAUUUAAAAGCAUUGGCUAACAGAAUAAAGCGAUGUGAAGACAAGGUAUAAACUUUUAUAGUUGCUAUUUGUUAUAAGAUCCUAUAAAUAAAUCGGUUCAACAAUAAUUUUGCCUCGAAUUUCCAUAUUCUAUGCUGCAUGUUUAUAUUUUAUUUUUAUGGUAUAAAAAUAAAAUUGUAAUACUAUGAAAUAAAAUACAUUUCUGUUUAUUGACCAGUACUUAUUUAAUCAAAGUCUUCUUCAUCCAGUGGUCAGAGUAAAUUUCUACUUCUAGCAAGUAAAUAUUUGACAAGCAGUCUGGAAUAAGCACAGCAAUAAGCACAAUAAGCCAUUUUAUAGUAGCAAUAUGAAAAGUUUUUUUCUUUUUCCAUGACUUUUAAUGCAUCAGCCAAAUCCAAGUGUGCCCAUCCCCCUCGCCCAGCCAUUUUCCUGUAAAGCACAUCCCGGGGGUUGGGCAUUUCCGGCUCGAACCUUAGCCCCGGCUGGGCAUUUGAAAUUAAGGAUUUGGAGGUUUUGCGAUCACUGGUAACUUGAUAAUAAUAUAAAACAAAACACUUCUAUCUGCAACUUUUACAAUCACUGAUAACUUGACAAUAAUUUAAACCAGUCAAGUUGUAGUUUAAAUAGAGAAUAAUACAUGGGUGCGCGGAAAUAUCAUAUUUAUUUCGAGUGUUGAACAUGAUAUCUCACAAGUGGGCGCAGCGAACGAGUGAGAUGUCAUGUUCAACACGAAAAAUAAAUCUGGUAUUUCCGCGCACCCAUGUAUUUUUCUGUUUAUUAUAUAAAGGACAGUCUUUGAAAAGCGAUAAUUUUUACAGAAAUGCGAUAAUUGAAUAGCGAUAAUUUUCACAUGUGAGAUUAUCAUGAAUAAUUUGAUUUCCAGUGCACUUUUAGGUAAAUUUAAGUAGAUUUGCAGAAGAUUUUCAGAAGAAUUCCGGUAAUUCUCAGGACAUGAGAAAGUGAAUUUGGAAAACAACUGUAUUUUCGGAAAAAUUACUAUAUGUCCUGAAAAAUUUUUGUACAUCUGGAAACAUUUUGGUAACCCCCCCCCGUCUAUCUAUCCUCACACACACCCUGAGACGAAGUGCUCACAACGGCACUGAGUAUACAUCUUUUGAAAACAGGCAAGGGGUUAUUGCAUGCAUGUAUUUCUAGUAUUAUAGGAUAAUGGCAGUUAAUCGACAGAAUUUCUGAGGGGUGCGCCCUAUCAGCGCACCCCCGGUCAUAUCAACAUGAAAAAACCUCGGUACAAAUAGGGUUAAAGCCAACAACAGACGACGAACAACAACUCAAGACCAACGUACUUCCCGGCGAGAUUGCAAUGUAUUUACACAAACAGUCAUAUCGACAACCACGACUUGUAAACGCAAUGUAUGACGCUGAACAGCGAAUGCAAGAGAUCAUGGAUGCGCCACAGAUUAGCGCAGUGGGAAAAAGCAAAUUAUACUCUGAUCAACUAAAUUGGUUUCUCAUAUUCAAAAACAAGAUGGAUGUUCCGGCUCAAGCUCCUGUUCAGAGAACUCCACUAGUGUCUUCUACUCCUGUAUCUGCUGAGAUACCACCACAAGCGCCUCCAACUCCUGUAAUAGCGGAAAUACCACCACCAGUGCCUGCUACUCCUAAACCUGAUUUCCUUACGCCACCACCAACAGAAGGGGAACGACCAAAACUCAAGCUCAACUUUUUCCACAAUUGGGUCGACCCAGCAGAUUGGACCGAACGUGACCUAGCACGAAUGACUCCGGAAGCAAGAGAGUAUUAUAAACGUUUUAUAUUGAGCGACAGACCAAAAUAUAUUCCAAUGAAGCCGGAGAAAAUUGCAAAGUUAUUCCCAGAAGAUAGACAAGAAUAUGAGAACUCUUUAAAAAUAACAAAAACACCUAGACGUUACGCUCUUAGAAGACCGUACUAAAUUUUGUAAAACGUUUUGAAGAAAUAAAUUUAUUUUGAAACUGAAAUCUUGUGCAAGCUUUUGCCUGCAAGCCCCGCUCUUUCCGUCCGCGCGAUUUACCUAACCCGCCCGCCUGAUUGGUGUACAAAUAUGUUGUACAUUAAUAUAUGAAUGCACCCAAGCGUCGCUAAUGACUGGCAACACAUAGCAACGUAUAUAACGACCGAAUAUUUGAUAAAAACAUAUUUAUUUUUUUGGCAAAAUAUAUUACCACUGUUCUAAAAGGUUUUUUUCUUCAAGUAUUCUUGAACAAUUUUAAGACGAAACUUAAGACAAUUCUUAUUGAGAAGCGAUGUCCUUCUUUUUAACUUUUUUAACUCAUAAACUAUAAUAUAUAGUAUAAUUUUAGUUCAUGUAAUAACUUUGAUACGAUUGUUGUAAAUAUAUAUAGUCGAUAACUCAUAAUUUUUUCUAAAAUCCAUGUAAAUUGUCAUUGAAAAGCCCAUUUUAGGGAAUGUCAAUUAAUAAAUUCAAUUCAAUUCAAUUCAAUAAGCUUGCUGAUGAUCUGACUCGGUCAUCUUAACAGUAUAUAUGUAUGUAGGCGGUGUGCUAUAUAAUGUUGAACAACAUGCAAAUAUUAACCAUAACAACGACGUUGACAACCAUGUUAACCCGGGAUUAGAAACUGUUUAGUUCUGUUUAAAAUAUAUAUGUCUCGAUUUUUGUGAUGAAUAGAUUCCUUGCUAUUAUUUUGUAAACAUACGAAAAAUCCUUCAAUAUACCUCUGGAAAUUUAUCUCUUCCGAGCAAAGAUACGGCUACAACUCUGCUAUAUAUUAAUUUCGAUAACAAUUUUACCUUGUGAGGGACUUGAACCAAUCUUAAUCCCUCUUUUGUAUCACACACGUGGAGGGACGCUAGAAAAUGUCUGGUCAGCAAGUUUUGACCGAUUUCGUCCGAACAUGCCCGCGUGACGUCAAUACAUGUAUUAAGUGGAGGUAUGUUAAUUAAUUAGCGCACCCUUACGCACCCUCACUCCACCACACUCCACCACACUCCUCCUCACUAUGCUUGCCCGCGUGACGUCAUUGCAUAUAAUUAUGACGUAUGCAAAUGAUGAUGCGCCGCCCUGAAUUUUUAAUGAUGCGCCGCCCUGAAUUUUUAAUGAUGCGCCGCCCUGAAAAUCCGGAUCGAACGGUACCUAUAUUACUACUUGCUUCUGUGUUAUGCAUGAUUCAUUCAGAUAAGCCAGAAUUAACAGUUGAAAGCGUCACUUAAAUAUAGAAAAUGGAUAUCGGUUGAUGUGUCAUCUUUUAAUCAUGACAUUGCUGCAUCGGACCUAUGCACACAACCACCGAACGAUCUAGAAGACUUGGUUGCUUGCUAUGAUACUACUCUAAAGGCUGUCUUGGAAAAACAUGCACCAUCUAAAACUAAGAUCAUAGUAAAACGACCACGGGUACUUUGGUUUAAUGAGCAACUCAGGAAGGCAAAGCGAGAAAGACGAAAAGCAGAGAGAAAGUGGCGAUUAUCUAAGUUGCAGAGUGAUUUUUCUAUUUUUAAAAUGAAACGAAAUGCGGUAAAUCGAUUAAUUGCUACAUCCCGUACGGAGUAUUAUACGAAUAUCGUUGAAGAGAACAAGGGUGACCAGAGAAAACUGUUUAAAACAUGUAAGUGUUUAUUUGGUCAACAUGACGAUGAAGGCCUUCCUCCUAAUUUGGAUUGUAAGUCUUUUGUCAGUGACUUGGACAAAUAUUUUGAACAAAAGAUCACAAAUAUACGUAGCCAAUUAGAUAAUAAUGAGUUGUCCAGUGUCCCCGAUGACCCGCAAAUUGCUUCUCCUGUGACCGAAUCAAAUGUCCCGCAGUUCUCCGAGUUCACUCCCCUUUCUGAAUCUGAUGCUAAGGUAUUAAUUAGCCGUUCUUCGUUAAAGACGUGCCACCUUGAUCCAGUGCCAUCCAAGUUAGCUGCUCAAUGUGAUGAUGCAUUACUACCUGUAAUAACAAGAAUUAUCAAUCUCUCUGGUUGCUUUCCGCUUAACUGGAAGGAAGCACUUGUUCAUCCACUCUUGAAGAAAAUUGGUAUUGAAGCUACCUUCAUGAAUUUUAGGCCCGUGAGCAACUUUCCAUUUAUACCCAAGCUCACUGAAAGAGCUGUAUUCGAACAGACACAUGUUCAUAUGGUAGAUAACGAUCUGUAUCCAUCUGCGCAAUCAUCACAUCGAAGGAAUCAUAGUACUGAGACUGCUCUGCUGAAAGUGAAGAAUGACCUUUUGAUGAACAUGAAUGAGCAACAUGUCUCGCUCCUUGUACUACUGGAUAUGAGUGCGGCGUUCGAUACGGUUCAUCAUCGUAUUCUUCUUGGGCGUUUAUCAUCUAAAUUUGGUUUUACUGGAGGUGCUUCUAGUUGGUUCCACUCUUAUUUAUCCCAGAGAUCUCAGCGCAUAGCGAUUCGCGGAACAGUUUCAUGGUGUUCCUCAAGGUUCUUGCCUGGGUCCUUUAUUGUUCACAAUUUAUGCCAGCAAUCUAUUUGACGUCAUUGAGAAACACUUACCAAUUCACAUUGCUAUGGAGAUGACAUUAUAUAUUAUGAUGACAUUAUAUAUUGCAUUUAGUCCAACUGAAGAACGUGGUGAGUCAGAUGCGGUCAUUGCCAUGGAACGUUGUAUCGAAGACAUUAGAGUGUGGAUGUCUGAAGACAAAUUGAUCAUGAAUGCUGAUAAAACUGAAUUUCUCCUUAUUGGUACAAGACAGCAACUCGCUAAGGUCAAUCUCAGCCAUAUCACGGUUGGUGCUAUGGACAUUGCCCCCCAACCUGUUGCUAAGAAUCUAGGAGUAUGGUUUGAUUCUAACCUCUCCAUGAUCACCCACAUUUCAAAGACAUGCUCUUCUGGAUUUUACUUUCUAUAUAAUAUAAGACGCAUUAGAAAGUACCUUACUAAAGAAACGACCCAGACACUCAUACAUGCUUUUAUAUCAAGUCGCUUGGAUUACUGCAACAGCUUAUUGUAUGGAUUGCCGAAUUCCCAAUUAAGCAAGCUACAGAGGGUGCAAAAUGCCGCUGCACAUCUCGUGUUCCAAAGAAUCAAAAUUUUGCCGAAUUACACCAUUGUGGCGAAGCUUACACUGGCUCCCAGUCAAAUACCGUAUUGACUUUAAAAUUCUCCUACUAACGUUUAAGGCUAUUCACAAAAUUGCUCCAGAUUAUAUAAGUAACCUAAUUAGCCUCAAGGGGUCUACAAGAAGGGUGAGAAGGGCAGUGACUUGAUGGAACGAAUACAUUCAUUUUUAAAGCAAGACCCGGACAAUGCUUCAGAAAUCGCUAAUCCUGCUGAACUUGAUCUAGAACGGUCGAUUGAAAGUUUGCUAGCUGACGAUUCUGACGAUGUCACAGAUGAUACGUUUGAAGAAUCGUUCAGUGAUCAAUGUGAUAUUGCAAAGGAAUUGAAAAACCAAGAGGAAAAACAAGCCAGUAUAGAUUCCGAAACCAGUACAAAGCACGAUGAAUCGAACACGAAGUCAAAAAAUUUGCAUGCAUGAAGAGUCCAUCGGUCUAUAUACGGUGACAAAGUCUGGCAAUCUGCAAACAAAAUCAACAAAUAGGCAUAAUCCCUUGGGAAGUAGUGCCAGCUGUAAUCGCGACUCCGCUGAGAUUAGUCGACUGAAUUCGAAACUUGACAGAUUUUCUGAAAACGUGACAAACAAAUUACAAAAUCUCAGCGUCGAGAUAAACAACAUUAAAGAGAACAAACCCUACUCUAUUUUGGUUUUAGAAAACGUAGUCAAUGAUCUAAAGGAAGAUAAGCUUGUGCUAAUUAGAAAGAACGACGAACUCAGGGAACAAAACAUGGAUAUGUCUCAUAUUAUAUCUGAUUUGAAAAUGGCAAACAAGAAUCUGGAAAGCGAAAAGAGCAGCCUGUUGACAGCUCUUAAAUUAAUACAAAAUGACCACCAACAAAGGUGCACGAAAACAAUUGUGGAAAAUGACGGCGAGAAUAAUGUGGAAUUGGUUUGCGAAACAAUAGAGGGAAGUGAAGUCACUCAACCAAAACCUUCAUCUAAUCAGCCCGCAAACGAUAAGCAUCUUAACACCGAAGCUAGUACUGGGAAAAAUCGUAAAAAGAAGGGAAAGAAAUCUAAGUCCAAACCUCCAACACAAAAUUCCAGCCAACAAACUGCGGAUGUAGAUACUUCUGGUGGUAUUGCGAACACCUCUAGUUCUAAAUCAACGGGGCAAGGCAAGAAAACAGUUGUUAUUGCAGGGGACUCAAUUGUUAAAAAUACUAUUGGUCCGAAAAUGAGUGCUGACGAUCCUAAUCACCAUUUUAUUGUAAAGUCGUUCCCUGGAGCAACAGUCUCAGAUAUGGAGGAUUUUGUCAAGCCAUUGACAAGAAGGACACCGGACAAGAUGAUCUUACACGUCGGAACAAAUGACCUGAGAAGUCAUUCUAAGCCGAAAAUAAUAGCAGACUCCAUUGUCAACAUUGUAACACAAAUAAAAGAAGAUUCACCAGGUACAGCCGUUGGCAUUUCAGCUAUUCUGGUAAGAAAUGACAAUAAUGACCUAGCUGCUAAAGCUAUUCAAACUAAUAAUAUUCUUAAAAGCUAUUGUAGUCGCAAUAGAAUCCCCUUUUUAAGUAAUUCAAAUAUGAAUGCAAGCCACUUAAAUAUGAGGGGUCUUCAUUUAAAUAGACAAGGUAGUUUAGCUUUACAACAAAACUUACUAGGUUUUGCAAAAACUAUUUCAGAUUGACUUUAUCCUACUCAGUCCGUUAUUCCUAACUCGCGCGGGUUUAAGCUCGCGGCACUUAAUGUGAGAAGCCUAGUAAAUCAUAUUGAUGAGCUGCGAGUUUUGCUUGCUACUAGCCCGAUCGAUGUCCUAACAAUAAAUGAGACAUGGCUUAAUUCUACAAUAAGCGAUAACGAUGUAUAUAUACCUGGAUACGAAAUCAUACGUCGUGACAGGGCAUUUAGAAGUGCAGAUGGAAAAACGUAUGGAGGUGUUUGUUUUUAUGUACGCUCCAGCGUAAAUUUCAUACAGCGUAAAGACAUGUCUAUUGAUAAUUUAGAAAAUCUAUGUAUUCAAAUUCAAAAACCAAAUUCUAAGCCAUUUCUCGUUGCGACAUGGUACAGGCCACCAAAUUCGAAUGUUGAUAAAUUUAAUUAUUUUGAGACAUUUAUUGACAUGCUUGAUGCUGAAAAUGUCGAGUACUAUUUAUUGGGUGACCUAAAUUGUGAUCUCGGGUCGCCUGAUUUAGAGAGUAAUUCGAGAUCAUUAGUAGGCAUCACUGAGCUCUAUGGUUUACAUCAAUUGAUAAGUGAACCGACUCGAAUUACUGAAACUUCCUCAACUAUGAUUGAUCAUAUAUUCACCAAUACACCAGAUAAAAUUGUUUGCUCCGGUGUUUCUCAUGUCGGUAUUAGUGAUCACAGCUUAAUUUAUGCAUUCCGUAAGCUUUCAACCGGUCUACACAAUAAAGGCCAUUCUACAGUAAAUUAUCGAAAAUUUAAAAAUUUUAACUCUGAAAGUUUUCGAAGUGAUAUUUUUUCACAGAAUUGGGACGUCAUAAGGGCGUAUAAUAAUCCGAAUGAUAUGUGGCGUGUGUGGAAAACGACCUUUAAUAACGUAGUGGAAAUGCAUGCUCCUUUACGGACAAGGCGGGUAAGACUUUCUAAGUCGCCCUGGAUCACGCCUGAGUUAAAAAGACAUAUGCAUGAAAGAGAUAUUUUAAAAAUCAAGGCUAUUCGAUCUAAAGAUAUUUAUGACUGGGCUGCUUUUAAGAAAGCUCGCAACUCUGUGAACAAUGAAAUUAAAUUUGCGAAGAAAGCCCAUUAUAUGAAUGCUUUUCAUGAAAACGAGAGUAAUGUGAAAAAAACUUGGGGUAUUAUUAAUGAAUUAACCUCAAGAAAACAAAAUAAUUCACAUGUAAAAGAGAUUAAACUAAAUGGUUCUUCAGUUAGUGACCCCCCGGGGUUAUCAGAGACGUUUAACACUCAUUUUGCUAGCAUUGGACCUAAGCUUAUGGAGAAGAUACCUUGUGAUGAAAAUAACUGCUCAUAUUUAGAAUAUCUCAAUUGCCAUAUUAGUGGUAAUACUUUUGAGUUGAAGUCGACAACUUCAUCAAUGGUUUGUUCACUUUUGGACAAACUCUGUAAAUCUAAAGCAACUGGCCUAGAUAAAAUAUCUGCUAAGCUUCUUCGCUACUGUCCUGACCUACUGUCGGAAUCCCUUACCGUAAUUUUCAAUUGCUCUAUUAAUACCGGUAUCUUUCCUGAUGAAUGGAAAUGCUCAAAAGUCAUUCCAUUAUUUAAACACGGUGAGCGUAGGGACUUGAAUAAUUAUCGCCCAAUUUCGAUAAUCCCUGUUGUAGCGAAGGUUUUCGAGCGAAUUAUUUAUGAUCAAAUCUAUGCCUUUCUUACUGACAACAAUUUACUAUGUAAUAGCCAGUCAGGGUUUCGAUGUCUACAUUCAACUGUCACCGCGCUUCUUGAGUCCACCAAUAACUGGGCAUACAACAUUGACCAAGGCCGAGUUAAUGCUGUAGUUUUCCUAGAUCUUAAGAAAGCGUUUGACACAGUUAACCAUGGAAUUUUACUAUCAAAACUGAAUGCGUAUGGUCUUGGGGGUGCUGUGGGUAAUUGGUUUAAGUCUUAUCUAAUUGACCGCAGUCAAAAAUGCUAUGUUAAUGGUCACCUUUCUAACAAUCGUACGUUACUCUGUGGUAUUCCACAGGGGACUAUUUUAGGACCAUUGUUAUUUUUACUGUAUAUAAAUGACUUACCAAAUUGCCUUGAGCACUCCCAAGCACGAAUGUACGCGGAUGAUACUAAUUUAACAUUUGCAAGUAACAAUAUUGACGACAUAAAUUAUCACCUUAAUCAUGACCUUGCAAAUGUGAACAAAUGGCUUAUCGCCAAUAAGCUUACUCUAAAUCAAUCCAAAACUGAAUUUAUGCUAAUUGGCUCACGACAAAGAAUAGCCACAUUUCGAUCAGUUCCAUGUUUAGAAAUAGACGGGGUUCCUAUUGACAAGGUUUUAUAAGCAAAGUCUCUCGGAGUGUACCUCGAUGAGAAUCUAUCUUGGAAUAUACAAAUUAAUGAAUUAACAAAAAAGAUUGCUUCUGGUAUUGGCGCUUUAAAACGUGUUCGAUCAUUUGUCCCAGUCGCAACAUUGCAAUUAAUUUUUAAUUCCUUGGUUCAGCCAUAUUUCAAUUACUGUUGCACAGUUUGGGACAAUUGCAACAAAACCCUAGCUGAAAAACUUCAAAAACUACAAAAUCGUGCAGCGAGAGUACUAACAUUCUCCAGUUAUGACACUAAUGCUGAUGGUUUAAUUGAGAAACUUGGCUGGAAAAAAUUAUCAUCCCAGCGCCAGUUUCAAAAAGCUGUCAUGGUCUAUAAAUCAUUAAAUGUGACCCUCUUUGGGAAAACAUACGUUAACGUUUUUCCGUUAAAACGGCCAAAAAAAUGGAUUGCAAACGGAUAGUGAACGGUUUGUAUAAACCGUUUUCACGGUCUUCGAAAACGUUAAAACGGUGCCAUGAUAUUUUUUAACGCUUUCGAGAAACCGUUUUCACGGUUAAAGGUUACCGUUUAAACGGAUGGAAGAAGCCGUUUUCACGGAUAGUGGCAUCCGUUUUAACGGAUGAAGCCACCAGUUUAAACGGAUGAAGGAAUCCGUUUUAACGGAUGGAGGAAAGUGUGCGUUUAACGGAUAGCCGUUAAACGGUUUGAGGGAUUAAAAUAAUUCAGCAGCUGUGAGUUGUGGAGAAGCAUUAGUCAGUGUACCUGUUUUUAUAUGCGAUACACUAGGGGAAUUAAGUUAGUGAAUGUAAUAAAUUUUUAUAUCAUGCACCGAAUCCAGUUGCUGCUGAAACUUAAAUAUUUUAACUGUAGAGUGUAGUGUAUUAUAUAUAUAUUCCCGCACAUGCAGGCUAACCCAUGCCGGUAAAGACCUAGCUAUAUGAUCGAAGCUUAUGAUUGGCUAAUUGCCUUCCAAGGUAGUGAAGGUAGUGACCAAUCGUAUUGCAAUAAUGAGUUGUCCCCAUUCUCCAGGCGACAACAAAUGCAGCGCGGCGAGGAACACAUGCACAAAGCACGCAGAAAAAAUUGAGAAGUUACUGUCUGUAUGUGUAGGAAAUUGCAUCAACUUUUGGGUUUUUUGGCUCAUCAUGAUGUGAAAUUGCAAAGGCUGUCACUACAGUAUAUCCAGAAAGACUCACUUGUCAUUGGUAAAGUUGUUUAUUUUAUUUAUUACCGAAAUUACUUGUCAUUGGUAAAGUUGUUUAUUUUAUUUAUUACUGAAAUUAUGUACAUAAUUUUGGCCUUGCAACGUGAACAGGCAGUUUUUCUUUGACAUUUUUGUCAACAAUGAAUAAGGAGCAAAAUAUGUAUUCGUUUAAUAAAUGUUUCUCCUAUUUGUAGACCAAUAUUGCCCAUUAAUUUAUAGUAGCAGUUGACCUCAAUAAAAUUAACUCAUCUAUUUAAUAAAUCUGCACAUAAUUAGUUCCAUUUUCUUGUAUUAUAUAGUAACAUUUUUGCUAUUAUGGGACGUUGAGCUUUAUAAAUAAAAACUUUUGGAAGAUGGCUUUCACUCUACGACAGACAGCCUACUUAUGGUCUGUUUAUAUGGGGUUAACCCAACCUAGAUUAGCUAUAUUCCUUUAAUUACUUUAUUGUUAUUUUAUAUUAAUAAGUAUUUACAUUAGCAAAUGGUGACCGCACAGGACAUAGCCCCAAUUUAUAUUACAGCUACCAUAUAACAACCUAGCUUGGCUACCAUAUAACAACCUAGCUUGGUUAUUCAAUUUAUGUGAGACUGUUGAGGCAAGCAUGGGCUUGCUGGAACAAAACAGGUGUAAAAAAAUAUUAAAUACAACAUGUUGUCAUGAUCCAUCAUCACCUUAAGCUCUAAUCCUAUUUGAGCUGCCAUUAAUUACCAACUGAACUACUGGAGAUACAGGGAUAUUUUAUAUUUGACCAGGUAGACAAUAGAAGUUUAAAGUAAUUUGGCAUCACUACCUACCAAUAUGCCUUAGUUAUAUAAACCUUCUUUCCUCUUGGGCUGGCCUGCCUGGCCAAGACUCUUUUCCAAGUUAUAGAUCUGGGAUAUAACAGCUGGGCAUUAAAUAAUUAAUACAUAAUUCACAUCAAUCUAUUGAUAUAAAGAACAUUUCUUUAUUUUCUUAGGGGGUGUUUAUAUGGAGGAGAGCCUCGUACCCAGGCGCAAGUAACGUACUAAAAAUAGCAACACUACAGUGAUCUCUAUACAAAAACUGUAGUGUUGCUGUUUUUAGUACC